AUGCAACGGUUCCUGCAGCUCAGCGCCGACGAAGCCGCCAAGGCGCUGCGCCCGACGCUCGUCAAGGGCCGCUGGGUCAAGCCGAUGCUGUCGCUCCGCCAGCAGGCCAACGUGAAGAAGGUCGCGGUCCAGAAGGGCACGAUUGGUACGUGGACGGCCGGCGAGGGCGGCUGGCUCGCGGCGUGGGACCUGCCCAAGCAGCACAACGUCAUGCGCACGCCCAAGGGCCACGCCAACGAGCGCCGUGAGGUCGACCGCGUCAAGAAGAUCCAAACCGCGAUGGCGGGCAUGGACAAGAAGAUUGAAGAACACAGAGCCGCGCUCCUCAAGGCCAAGCCCAUCAAGGGCCUCGAGAAGUGGCUCAACGAGACGACGAGCUACUAA
Saprolegnia diclina VS20 is the source of this 384-nucleotide messenger RNA. RefSeq lists its product as hypothetical. The record is from RefSeq and is a predicted model, not a curated record. Lineage: Eukaryota; Oomycota; Saprolegniomycetes; Saprolegniales; Saprolegniaceae. The coding region runs from base 1 to 384 and encodes 127 amino acids. The transcript has a single exon.